GUUUAUACACAUGAUGACAUUUAUGCCACACAGUUGCGUCGGAAGAAUGAAGGAAUGGACAGAGAGGGGGUGGUGUGCAGACUUUUCUUCACGAGACUGACGUUUUGUUUUACUUAUUAAUUCAUGCAAAUGUCACCUGACCGUCAGCAGAAAAGUUAACUUUGGUACAGAAUCAUGUCGUGUGAGAAGGGCGACCGGGACCCCAUGGAGGACCCCCUCUUCAUCCUGGAGAGUGGCGAGGUGUACAGGAACCCCACGGAGGUCAAGAUGAGCCAGAUCGUGAUGCCCUGCCACACCAACCACUGUGGAGAGCUCAGUGUAGGUCAGCUGCUCAAGUGGAUGGACUCCACAGCCUGCCUGUCUGCUGAAAGACACGCUGGGUCUCCCUGUAUUACUGCCUCUGUUGACGACAUCCACUUUGAGCACACUAUAGGAGUCGGACAGGUUGUUAACAUCAAGGCAAAAGUCAACAGAGCCUUCACAUCCAGCAUGGAGGUGGGCAUCGCGGUGAGCUGUGAGGACCUGUUCAGUAGCUGCCAGUGGAACGUGUGCAAUGCCUUUGCCACCUUUGUGGCGCGACGCACUGAGGAGGGGAAGGUGCAGCUGAAGCAGGUGAUUCCGCGGACGCAGACAGAGCAGAUGGAGUACAGCAUCGCGGCAGAGAGGAGGAGGAUGAGACUGACCCAUGCUGAGAUCAUAACAGACCUACUGAGCAGCAACACAGCUCAACUAGGAGAGUGCCAGGAGUACCAGGGUGCGGUGUCAGCCGAGCGGACGCGGGUGGAGAGCGUGGAGCUUGUGCUGCCUCCCCAUGCCAACCACCAAGUCAGUACCUUCGGGGGUCAGAUCAUGGCCUGGAUGGAGAACGUGGCCACCAUCGCAGCAUGUCGUCUGUGUAACGCUCACCCCACUCUGAGGACCAUAGACAUGUUCCACUUCCGGGGCCCGUCUCACAUUGGGGACCGGCUGGUGCUAAAGGCCAUUGUUAACAAUGCCUUCAAGCACAGUAUGGAGGUGGGUGUGUGUGCAGAGGCCUACCAGGGUGCGGGUGUGUUGCGCCACAUCAACAGCGCCUUCAUGACCUUUGAGGUGCUGGACAAGGACAGGAAGCCACGCACAUUGCCCCGGAUACGACCCGAACCUGUGGAUGGGAAGAGACGCUAUCAAGAGGCUAUCGCUAGGAAGAAGAUCCGUCUGGACAGAAAGUACAUCAUCUCCUGCAAGCAAACAGAGGUUCCUCUGUCUGUGCCCUGGGACAUCAGCAACCAGAUGUAUCUCAGCUACAACAAUGUGUCUGCACUGAAAAUAAUGGCUGCUCGAAGCAACUGGAUGUUAAGCUCUGAGAAAAAUAAGGUCAGUCUGUACACGCUGGAGGAGAACCAGAUCCUGUGUUUUAAGGUGGAGACUCAUGUCACCGUCCCUGCUGAACAGGCCUUCCAUCUGCUCUCAGACCUGCGCAGGAGACAUGAGUGGGACAGGCAUUACCAACAGUGUGAUGUGAUCAUCCAGGCAGAUGAGGAUGACACUAUCUACCGCGUAGCCACUCCGUGUGUCAGUAAAGGGGGGAAGGGCCAGGACUUCAUCCUCCUGGCCUCUAGGAGGAAGCCCUGUGACUCCAGGGACCCGUACCUGAUUGCCCUGCGCUCUGUCACCCUGCCGACCCACCCUGCCACUAAGGACUACACCCGGGGGGAGGUGCUCUGUGCCGGAUUCAGUAUCUGGGAGGAGUCCAACGCUGUCACCAAGAUCUCCUACUACAACCAGGCCACGCCGGGAGUCCUCCCCUACAUCUCCAACGACAUCGCAGGCCUUUCUUCCAGCUUCUACGGCACCUUCCACUCCUGCAACAAGUACCUGGAGGAGAAUAGAGACAGCCUGGCCUCCCUGCACCCCUCUGCCAUGUGACAGAAUGGUAUCGUCCUGGCCUCCCUGCACCCCUAUGCCAUGUGACAGAAUGGUAUCGCCCAGCACCCCUCUGCCCUGCAACAGAAUGGUACUGUCCUGCUGGCCCAGCACCCCUACCCUUAUGUGCACUUGGAGAGAACUAGGAUAGCUCAUUCCCUUUAAACCCUUUCUGCACUGGGGAACAGCUUACCCUAUCCACCCCUCUCCUCCUUAGGAGAUCUAGGAGAGCCAGUUCUGGGAUAUCCCCCUCCUCCCCAAAUCGACUCCAAAUGCCAAGGAAAUCAGAACUAAUGCAUUUCUAAAAUGUGGGAUUUUCAAAUGUGGGAUUAGUCAAAGGACUUAUUGUUGUUACUGUUAUUGUUACUAUCUUUGAUGUGAUAUUCCAGUGUACAUUUCCACACUACAGGUUACUUACUCUUAGACUGCCAGAACUUAGCCUGGUCUCAGUUUGGCAUGACAAUUACCAUAUGACUUGGAUAAACAGCACAAACAUAUCUGGGACCAGGCUAUUUAGACCUCACCUCAUCUUUCUAAAAUGUGCAAUACUAAGCUCUGUAUUAAAUGUUAGAUCUUAUCUGGGCAUUAAACAGUUAGUAGCCCUAUGAACAUGAGAUAAGUAUGCAAAUUGGUUUGUUGUGCUGCAGUUGAGUCUGACAUGCUUGUACAUGUUCUGCCUUGUCUCUAGCUACUGAACUAUGGAUUUAAAAAAAGCAGACUAGUUCAUGCCUGAGCAUUUAGAUGCAGCUUGUUUUAAAAUACUGGUAGGAUAUUUUCUACCUCAUUAAAUCAUGUUCGUAGUCAACCUUUCAAAACUGUAGUCAAGAUGUACAUUUACUGUAAUUGUGAUAGCACUUUGAUUUGAGAGACUAAUCUCAGAAAGAGACCCAAAUGGUUUGCUUUAAAAAAAUAAAAUAAAAGUAUUUCAACAUGAGUAGAAGCCAUGAGGUGAAUGAAUCGCUGUGAUUUCACUCAAACAAUAAACACUAUAGACCUUG
Coregonus clupeaformis (lake whitefish) is the source of this 2900-nucleotide messenger RNA. RefSeq names its product acyl-coenzyme A thioesterase 11. The record is from RefSeq and is a predicted model, not a curated record. The transcript is spliced from 16 exons. Gene Ontology annotation, molecular function: lipid binding; thiolester hydrolase activity. Bases 175 to 1905 code for a protein of 576 amino acids. NCBI's taxonomy places the organism in Eukaryota, Metazoa, Chordata, Actinopteri, Salmoniformes, Salmonidae. Gene Ontology annotation, cellular component: extracellular exosome.